Aspergillus nidulans FGSC A4 is the source of this 2340-nucleotide messenger RNA. It is a transcript of the gene bipA, whose product is annotated as Hsp70 family chaperone bipA. Gene Ontology annotation, cellular component: endoplasmic reticulum lumen. The record is from RefSeq and is a predicted model, not a curated record. Bases 173 to 2197 code for a protein of 674 amino acids. Gene Ontology annotation, biological process: response to unfolded protein. Lineage: Eukaryota; Fungi; Ascomycota; Eurotiomycetes; Eurotiales; Aspergillaceae. Gene Ontology annotation, molecular function: ATP hydrolysis activity; ATP binding. The transcript is spliced from 4 exons.
CCUCUCUUCACUUCUCUCCUUCCAGUAUUAGAGGUUCGGUUGCCUUAUUACUUCCUUUUUUUUCGUUCCCGCUGUAUUCACCCAUUGUUUUUCGAGCAGCGUGUGUUCCUCCGUCUCUUUUUUGCGACUUCGGCUGGAGUCUUGAAUCUCGCAUUUCGACACAUAAUUCGCCAUGGCGCGUCCCUCUUCAGGCCGCGGUGUGGCCAAGCCGUUCGCGACUUGGACCACUAUCUUCUACCUUCUCCUUGUCUUCAUCGCGCCUCUCGCGUUCUUUGGAUCCGCCCACGCCCAGGAAGAUGAUUCAGUGCAGGAAAACUAUGGAACGGUUAUUGGUAUUGAUUUGGGAACAACUUACUCUUGUGUUGGUGUGAUGCAGAACGGAAAAGUCGAAAUUCUCGUCAACGACCAAGGAAACCGAAUCACUCCUUCCUACGUCGCCUUUACAGAUGAGGAGCGUCUGGUCGGUGAUGCUGCGAAGAACCAAUACGCCGCCAAUCCCAAGAGGACAAUCUUUGAUAUCAAGCGUCUUAUUGGUCGCAAGUACGACGAGGCCGAUGUUCAGCGUGAUAUCAAGAACUAUCCUUUCAAGGUUGUCAACAAGGAUGGAAAGCCCAACGUCAAGGUUGAUGUCAACCAGACUCCCAAGACGCUCAGUCCCGAGGAGGUUUCUGCCAUGGUUCUUGGCAAGAUGAAGGAAAUCGCCGAGGGCUACCUUGGAAAGAAGGUUACCCACGCUGUCGUCACUGUCCCGGCCUACUUCAACGACGCCCAGAGACAAGCUACCAAGGAUGCUGGCACUAUUGCCGGUCUUAACGUCCUCCGUGUUGUCAACGAACCCACCGCCGCUGCGAUUGCCUAUGGUUUGGACAAGGGCAGCGAGGAGCGCCAGGUCAUCGUCUAUGAUCUUGGUGGUGGUACCUUUGAUGUCAGUCUUCUUUCGAUCGAUGACGGUGUUUUCGAGGUUCUGGCCACGGCUGGAGACGUCCAUCUUGGAGGUGAGGACUUCGACCACCGGGUCAUGGACCACUUCGUCAAGCAGUACAACAAGAAGAACAACGUCGAUGUCACCAAGGACCUAAAAGCCAUGGGUAAGCUCAAGCGUGAAGUCGAGAAGGCCAAGCGUACUCUGUCUUCCCAGAUGUCCACCCGCAUUGAGAUUGAGGCGUUCCACAAUGGUCAGGACUUCUCCGAGACUUUGACCCGCGCCAAGUUUGAGGAGCUGAACAUGGACCUGUUCAAGAAGACCCUGAAGCCCGUUGAGCAGGUGCUCAAGGAUGCCAAGGUGUCCAAGGCUGAUAUUGACGACAUUGUCCUUGUUGGUGGUUCCACUCGUAUUCCUAAGGUUCAGGCUAUGCUGGAGGAGUUCUUCGACGGCAAGAAGGCUAGCAAGGGUAUCAACCCCGAUGAGGCUGUCGCUUUCGGUGCCGCCGUUCAGGGUGGUGUUCUGUCUGGUGUUGAGGGUACCGAAAGCAUUGUUCUCAUGGACGUCAACCCUCUUACUCUCGGUAUUGAGACUACCGGUGGUGUUAUGACCAAGCUCAUCCCCCGCAACACUGUCAUUCCUACUCGCAAGUCGCAGAUCUUCUCGACUGCCGCUGACAACCAGCCUACUGUUCUCAUCCAAGUUUACGAAGGAGAGCGUACUCUUACCAAAGCUAACAACCUCCUUGGCAAGUUCGAACUUACCGGCAUUCCUCCCGCUCCUCGCGGUGUUCCUCAAAUUGAGGUUUCCUUCGACUUGGACGCCAACGGUAUCCUGAAGGUCGGCGCUAGCGACAAGGGCACUGGCAAGGCCGAAUCUAUCACCAUCACCAACGACAAGGGUCGUCUUACCCAGGAAGAGAUUGACCGCAUGGUUGCCGAGGCCGAGGAGUUCGCUGAGGAAGACCGUGCUAUCAAGGCCAAGAUUGAGGCCCGUAACAGCCUGGAGAACUAUGCCUUCAGCCUCAAGAACCAAGUUAACGAUGAGAACGGCCUUGGUGGCCAGAUUGAUGAGGACGACAAGCAGACCAUUCUGGAUGCUGUCAAGGAAGUGAACGACUGGCUUGAGGAGAACGGUGCCUCGGCCACUACUGAGGACUUUGAGGAGCAGAAGGAACAGCUGUCAAACGUGGCGUACCCUAUCACCAGCAAGCUGUACGGCUCUGCUCCUCCUACCGAGGAGGACGAUGACGAGUAUGGCCAUGAUGAAUUGUAAAAUAACUUAGAGGGAUUCUGGAGUUUGUUUUCUGUUAAGAUGUUCUUUUUUUUCCGUUCCCCGCUCGGCCUUUAUGACCAGCAGCCUAUUCUUGGUUUAAGAUAGGACACAUGAUACCUAAAUACAUGAUUACACUUCAUUUU